AUGAAUGAACAUAUAAACAAAGAGAAAAUUAAAAAAAUAAGAAAAAAAUACAAUGAUUAUGCAAUAGAUAAAAAAAAAUUAGAGUAUUUAAGUUUUAUUUGUGAAGAAGAAGAUAUUAAUUUAUUUUGUAAUUUCGAUGAACAAUACGAAUCUAAUAAUAAGCAUACAGAUAAUGAUAAAAAUUCUUGUGAUUUUAUAGGUAGAUUAAAAUUUAAUGAUUUAAAAUACGAUGAUUUUGAAAACUCUUAUUUAACAAUUUUAGUUCAAAAUGAAAAAAUUGAAGAAGACAAAAAAUCUUGUUUUUGUUUAUCAUUCUUAUAUGAACAUUUUUUGUAUUAUUGUGAUUUUUUCUAUAAUGAUUAUAAAAAAGAUCAUCCUGUGAAUUUUAUAAAAAACUUUGAAAAAGAUUUAUACUUUUUUAAUUUAAUAAAUGAAAAAAGAAAUCGUAUAAACAAAAUUAAAAAAGCACACAUUGAAAAAAAUACGAAAGAAAAUGAAAAAGAGAAAAUUACUAAAAACUAUGAUACACGGUUAAAUUAUAAGAAAAAAUACAAUUCAAGUAUUAAUAAUGAAAGUAAAAAUCAUAUAAGUGAUAACUCAAAUAUUAUAAUAUCUACAUAUAUAGCUUACAAUAAAUUACAAAAUGAGUUAUUUGAGUAUUAUAUACCUAAAUUAAAUUAUAAUAAAAUUAUUUAUUUUGAUAACCAUUUAAAAAGUGAAAUCAAUAAUAUAUAUGAUUGCAAUAUAUCCGAAUUAUAUAUCAAUCAGAACCAUAAUAUUAUUAAUAAAGACGCUAUAGAAAUAUUACCUAAAAAAAAUAUUCAAAACUUUGAAGAUGACAAUAUAUGCAUUAAAAAAAAAGAGAUAAAUUUAAAAAAAAAAAAGAUAAAAAAAAAAAAAAAAGAAAGAAAAAAUUCAUUUUUAAACAUUUCUAAUUUAUCAUUUCAUUUAUACAAUUAUACAUCUAGUGAAGAAAGCGUUAUGUCUUUUUCAAAAUUUUUGCAUACAUCUGAAGUUUCAAAAAAAAAAAAAGGAAAUGGAUUUGUUUCAAAAAAUAUAGAAGAAAAUGAUAGCAUGAUUAUUUUUAAUGAAAUAAUAGAUCUUUGUAAACAAAAUAAAAUAUUUACUUUUAAGAAAAAUAUACAAGAAAAUAAAAGGCAUAUUAUAAAGAAUUGUAAUCAUAAUAAAAAAAAAGUAUUUAGUCAAAAAUUAGACAAUUUUAAGGAAGUUUAUCAUAAGAAUAAAAAUAGAAUUAGUGAAAAUCUUUAUGAAGGAAUAAACAAACAUUCAAAUGACAGAAGUAUAUCUUGUUAUAGAAUUAACACAAAUUCCUACAAUUCAAAGUAUUUUCAUUUGACACAUUCACAUAAAAGUGAUAAAGAAUUAUUACUAAGUUUUCAAAAAAAACGAAGUUUUAGUUUAUACUCCAUGGGUAAAGAAAGUGAAAACGAAAAAAGUAAAAAAGUAAACAAAAUAAUUAAAAAUAUUUUUCCAAAGAAUAGUACAGAAAAAAUCGAUAAUCUGAAAAUACAUCAUUUAGAAGAGAAGAAAAAAAAAAAAGAAGUAAUCAAAGAAAAAGAAACAAAAUUAGAAAAAAAAAAUUGUUACAAUUUUUUAAAUUUUAUGAACACUAAAAGAAAAAGAGAAGACAAUAUAUUAAAAAUACAAAUUUUAAAAGGUUUAAAUCAAACAAAUUAUGAUCCUCUAUAUUUAGAAAACAUUGUGAAUAAUAAAAGUAACAUAAAUGAAGAAAAAUUAAUAAAAAAAAAGAAAAAAAAUUGUAAUUUAAAACAUUUAGACAAAUAUAAAGAUGUUAAUGAAAUAAAAGAAAAUUUUAGAUUACCUGUUUUUAAAAAUUUUUAUGUUUUAAAGUAUAAUUUUUCUUCUCUUUAUAUAGAUGAGAAAUAUGAAAUGAUAACCCAACUAUAUAAAUAUGAAUAUAUCUAUUUUGAUUUCUAUUUAACCAUUAUAUUUAUCAAAUCAUUAAUAAAAUUAAAAAAAUAUGACUACUGCUUAAAAUAUAUUUUUGAAAUAAAUGAAAACAAUAUAGGGAUAUUUAAUAAAAGCAUUAUUUAUUACUUUUGGGGUAUUUGUUAUGAAAAAUUGAAUAAAUUAAAAUUAAGUACAAAAGAAUAUUCAAAAGCUGUAGUUCAUCAACUGAAUAAUAAUAAAAAUAAAAAACAAACUAUUAACAAAUUAGAAAAAGAAUAUAAAAAUAAUGAAAUAGAAAUUCUUCCAUUCAUUUUUAUCUGUUUAGAUAAGUUAAUAGGGUCUUAUCGUUUGAAAUCACAAGAAGAAAGUAUAUUAUUAAAAUAUGUAGAGUUACAUUAUGAUUUAAAUAAACAUAUAAAUUUUUAUUUAUCCAAAAUAAAUAAAAACAAAAAAUAUAAUAUAAAUGAUUAUAUGAAUACGAAAAAUGAAAUAACUUUUAAUAAAAUUAAUUUUCCAAAUAAUCACAAAAAUUACAUAAAAAUGGAAGAAGGAAUACCUCUCCAUUCUAUAACGAAUAAAUUUAAUAAAACUAAUAUUAUAGAAAAGGAUAACGCACAUUACAUUAGUAUUAAUAAUAAGAAAAAAAAAAAUGAAAAAAAAAAUAGUAAUAUACAUAGUCACACUUAUGAUGAUAAAAAAGAAAUAGUGGUUGUUGAAAAAAAUUCAUCUUCUAUUCAUUAUGAUCAAGAUAAUUUUUAUAUAGAGAAGCUUUAUAAAGAAGAAAAUUGCUAUAACCUUUUAUAUAACAAUAAAAAAGAGUCAAUUAUGUUAAAUGAAAAAAACACAAAUAGAAGUUCAAAAAAAAAAAAAAAUGAUUCCUUCUAUAAAAGAUAUAUUAAUAUUAAUAAUUUGUUAUGUGUUGUUGAUAACAAAAGUGAGAUUGAUCAUAAAGAAUGUUUACGGAGUGAUUAUUUCUUUUACGAUGAAAUAAAUAAUAUUAAUGAUAAAAAUAUAAAAAAAAAAAUUAUUUAUCAUUUCGAUAAAAUUACAAAAAACGGAAGCAUCAAUGAUAAAUUAUUUAAUUAUAAUGAUUUCUUUACGCAUAUUUUGGAUAUAUUUUUUAAUUUAUACUGUGAUAAAACAAUAAAUAAAAUUAGAAAGUUUAUUAGCAUCAAUUUUGCAAAUCAAAAUGUUUUAAAUUCUAUGAGAAAAAUAGGUUUGGACUUAAAAUUAAUUGAUAUACAUUUUGUUAGUGACAAUAAAAAAAUAAAAACAAAUGAACUGAUAAGCAAUAAAAAAUGUACAAAAUAUAAAUUUAUUAACGAAAAAAGCAAUUCAUCAACAAAAAAUGAAAAAGAUAUACAUUCAGAAGAAAAAAAAAAAUGUAUAAAGAUAUAUAUAGAUAAAUUAAUCCCAAUAGAUUAUAUGUGCAUUAAUUUAUAUUGUUUUAAAAAUUACGAUUUCCUAAAUUCUUAUUACAUAAGUAAAUAUAUUAUAAAAAUAAAAAAGGAAUAUGACAAUAAAGAUGCAAUAAUUUUAUUUGUAUCAUCUCUUAUAAAUCUGAAUGAUAUUUUUAAAAAUAAAAAAAAUAAAAUUAGAGAAAUGCUACUAUUAUAUAACGAAAGAGUAAGUGAAAUUAGAAAUAAAAACAAAACCUAUUACUUUAAUCCAAAUGCUUAUACAUAUAAAAAUGAUUUUUUAGACUAUUAUAUAUUUGGGAUAAUUUCCUUUUUAAAAAAUGACUUAAAAAAAUCUUAUUUUUACUUCACAAAAUGCAUAAAUUUAAAAAGAAAGUUCUACUUAUCCUACAUAUAUUUAUUUCAAAUAUGUUUAAUUAAUAAUAUAUCUGAUAAAAAAUUAAUUUUUUACCAAUGUUUAAAAUUAAAACCAUACAACAUCUUACCUUACCUAAUAUAUUCAUCAAGACUUAUUAAGCUAUUGCAAAGUAAUAUAACUAAUGUGAAUAAUUAUUCUACAAACUAUUUAAAGAAUAUUUUAAAUAAAGGAAUCUAUUUAGAUAAAGAAAACCUUUUUAUAUAUAAUGAAUUAUUUGUAUAUUAUUUUAUAAUUAAAGAUUAUGUUCAAUGUGAAGUCAUUAUAAAGAAAAUUUUUCUAACAUAUAAUAUGUUCUCCUCCAUCUUUUUUCCUAUUUCUUCUAUUUUAUAUAAUAUAGCAAUUUAUUAUGUUUAUCAAAAAGAUUUAUAUGAAGCAGAAAAAUACUUAGUCAAAAUAUUAUAUGCAAACCCUUUUGAUAUAAAAUCUUUAAAUCUUAUAACAUACAUUUUGUGUAUGCAAAAAAACAAAUACUGGACAUGUUUUUUUGAUUACUCAAUAUAUUUAGAAAAUAUUUUAUAUUCAAAAAAAAUUAUUUCUUGUAAAACAUUUUUGUGUGAACAUUUUUUUAAAAAAUUGAAGCAGUUAAAAGAGUUUAGUAUUUUUAUAGACUAUUAUAAAAUACUAAAAAAAGUAAGAAAUUUUUAUUCCUUUUUUAAAAGUUAUAUUGAAACAAAAUACUUUUCGCUUAUGGGAGAUUUCAACAAAAUUAAUAACAUCUCAUAG
Messenger RNA from Plasmodium relictum, 4491 nucleotides. Its product is annotated as conserved Plasmodium protein, unknown function. Gene Ontology annotation, molecular function: protein binding. The transcript has a single exon. Lineage: Eukaryota; Apicomplexa; Aconoidasida; Haemosporida; Plasmodiidae. The record is from RefSeq and is a predicted model, not a curated record. The coding region runs from base 1 to 4491 and encodes 1496 amino acids.